Nipponia nippon (crested ibis) is the source of this 456-nucleotide messenger RNA. The record is from RefSeq and is a predicted model, not a curated record. NCBI's taxonomy places the organism in Eukaryota, Metazoa, Chordata, Aves, Pelecaniformes, Threskiornithidae.
AUGCUCUCGGUCGAGAAGACGUUUUCCCACUCGCAGAAGGACUCACGGCCCGGAUUACAGAUGCAGAAAAUGCCCAUCGCGUUUUCGCGUCUGGAGUUGUCUCACUGCGUAGGGGCCAACUCGCUGGGUCCCACUGUGCCUUGGAGGCCCGGGGGGCCCUGCAAGAUGAAGAGGGUCCGCACCGUCUUCAAACCAGAGCAGCUGGAGCGGCUGGAGCAAGAGUUCCUCAAGCAGCAGUACAUGGUGGGCACCGAGCGAGUAGACCUGGCUGCAACUCUGCAUCUCACAGAGACUCAGGUGAAAGUCUGGUUCCAGAACCGGAGGAUCAAAUGGAGGAAGCAGAGCAUGGAGCAGAAGGCGGCAAAGCUGUCACAGUUUGGGGUGCUACAGCCUGCCACCGCGGACUCGACGGACGCCAAGGACCACGAGGAGGACACCGUGGACGUUGAGCUUUGA